Neohortaea acidophila is the source of this 2076-nucleotide messenger RNA. RefSeq lists its product as uncharacterized. The transcript is spliced from 2 exons. Gene Ontology annotation, cellular component: cytosol. Gene Ontology annotation, molecular function: FMN binding; flavin adenine dinucleotide binding; NADPH-hemoprotein reductase activity. The coding region runs from base 1 to 2076 and encodes 691 amino acids. NCBI's taxonomy places the organism in Eukaryota, Fungi, Ascomycota, Dothideomycetes, Mycosphaerellales, Teratosphaeriaceae. The record is from RefSeq and is a predicted model, not a curated record.
AUGGCGCAGUUGGAUACAUUAGACAUCAUCGUGCUCGUCGUGCUGCUGCUCGGCACCGUCGCCUACUUCACCAAAGGCACCUACUGGGCCGUGCAAAAAGAUCCUUACGCCUCAUCCUUUGCCAAUGGAUCCGCGAAGACGGGCAAGAGCAGGAACAUCAUCGAGAAGAUGGAGGAGUCGGGCAAGAACUGCGUCGUCUUCUACGGCUCCCAGACUGGUACCGCGGAGGACUACGCCUCCCGCUUGGCCAAGGAGGGCUCUUCGCGCUUCGGACUCAAGACCAUGACGGCGGAUUUGGAGGACUACGACUAUGACAACCUCGACAAGUUCUCCAAUGACCGCUUGGCCAUCUUCGUGCUCGCAACGUACGGCGAGGGUGAGCCCACGGACAACGCCGUGGAGUUCUACGAGUUCAUCAACGGCGACGAUGUCUCCUUCAACGACAAAGGAGGCGCCGACAGCUCUCCCCUUGCUGAUCUGCAAUACGUGGCAUUCGGCCUGGGCAACAACACGUACGAGCACUACAACUUGAUGGUCCGAAACACCACCAAAUCUCUCGACCGCCUGGGCGCAAAGCGAAUUGGCGAUGCAGGAGAAGGAGACGAUGGUGCCGGCACAAUGGAAGAAGACUAUUUAGCCUGGAAGGAGCCAAUGUGGGCUGCAGUCGCCGACGCCAUGAAUCUCGAGGAGCGCGAAGCCGUUUACGAGCCCUCAUACGAAGUCACGGAAAAGGAGGACAUGAGCGCAGAGGAAGACCACGUCUACCUCGGCGAGCCGAACAAGAACCACCUCGAGGGCACCAUGAAGGGGCCCUUCAACGCCAACAACCCAUUCAUUGCUCCCAUUGCCGAAUCUCGUGAAAUAUUCUCCGACAAGCAGCGCAAUUGCUUGCACAUGGAAAUCGACAUCGAAGGCUCGAAGCUCUCGUACAACACCGGUGACCACAUUGCCAUCUGGCCCAACAACUCCGGGCAAGAGGUCGACAGAUUCCUGGGUGUUCUCGGUCUCAAGGACAAACGGCACACGGUCAUUGCCGUCAAAGGCCUCGAUGCUACUUCAAAGGUUCCGUUCCCAUCCCCUACCACCUACGAUGCCGUCGUGCGGUACCACAUGGAAAUUUGCGCUCCGGUCUCGCGACAGUUCGUUGCAUCACUCGCUCAAUUCUCCCCCAACGACGAGGUCAAGAAUGAAAUGACCAAAAUCGGCAAUGAAAAGGAGGUCUUCUCUGAGAAAGUGUCGAGCCACAACUACAACAUUGCCCAAUUCCUCGAGACAUUCAAGAUCACGUGGGACAAAAUCCCCUUUGCCAUCUUCAUCGAAGCUUUGAACAAAAUCCAGCCGCGCUACUACUCCAUCUCCUCCUCCUCGUUGGCCCAGAAGCAAAAGAUCGCCAUCACGGCGGUGGUGGUGUCGGACCAGGUGGAUGGCGCCCAGCACGUUGUCAAGGGCGUGACCACCAACUACCUCCUCGCGCUCAAGAACAAGCAACAUGGCGAGGCAGGCGAUGCGCAUGGACUCGACUACGCAAUUACCGGCCCCCGAAACAAAUACGACGGCGUUCACGUGCCCGUGCAUGUGCGACACUCUAACUUCAAACUGCCCUCUGACCCCACCAAGCCCAUUAUCAUGGUUGGCCCCGGUACUGGCGUUGCUCCUUUCCGCGGCUUCAUCCAGGAGCGAGCCCAACUUGCGAGGAACGGCGACACGGUCGGCAAGAUGGUCCUCUUUUACGGCUGUCGGAAGGAGAAGGAGGACUACAUCUAUCGCGAGGAGUUCGAGCAAUGGCAGAAAGACAUGAACGGCCAGCUGGAGAUCAUCACCGCCUUCUCGCGCGAUCAAAAGGAGAAGGUGUACGUGCAGCAUCGCCUCAAGGAGCAUGGCAAAAUGGUCAACAAGCUGCUAGAGGAGAAGGCGUACUUUUACGUCUGCGGCGACGCGGCCAACAUGGCGCGAGAGGUCAACCAGGUUCUCGGACAGCUGAUUGCGGACGAGCGCGGCGUGGACAAGUCGAAGGGCGAAGAGGUGGUGAAGGGCAUGAGAGGCGCGAACCAGUAUCAGGAGGACGUGUGGUCAUGA